AUGCGCGUCGUCUACCCACACAUCGUCUUCGUCAUCUCCCUAGUAAUGACGACAGUGGCAGACGAAAUAUCAUUCACAGAAACCGAGAGGAUCUACAUUGAAUAUAUGAAUGAGAAAUUCUGCGGGCAGGACCGCAUGUGUUCGAAAUCCAACGUAACAAACAGUGGAUCUUGCCGCAUCUGUCCAGGUUGCCACUGCGAUGACCAGUGCGACAAAUAUGGCGACUGCUGUGCGGACAAAGCUCUGGAACAUUUGGGAACCCCAAAUUUUCACCCAUCCCGAUAUAGAUGCCAUAGCAAUGCCUUCAAACUCAUCUAUGACAAGAAAGCAGAGUUCGCUUUCCAUUCAAUCCAAAAAUGUUCCAUCACAACUGAUGAGGAGCUGGUGAAGCUUUGCGAAAAUCCGGACAUGAACAUCACUUCGUGGGUUCCUGUUGAGACAGAGACGGAGCUGUAUCGGAACCAGUUCUGUGCUGAAUGUAACGGUGCUACAGAGUACCGACUCUGGUCAAUCAAAGCCCAGUGUACCCAGCUUGUCUGGUUGAGGCCUGGUAUGACCUCCCAACAAAUCAUACAGACAUUCAUCGACGACAUCGGUUGCGCCAUCUUCCUGCACCCGCCAAAAGACACGAAUAUGAGGCCAUGUUACACGCCCGUUGAGGAGAUCACGUCGUCUUGUAACACCACAGGCAAAUGGCAGGAAUACAAUGCCACAACAGAAAAUAGCUGCCUUGGGUAUUCCGCCCCGAUUCACCUGUUCGGGAAUACCUAUCGGAAUGUCUUCUGCUAUAUGUGUAACCAUGGCGACCUUGACGAUAACUUCCUGCCAAUGCCCAGCUGUCCGUUCGACAUGCCCUACCCCUUCUCUGUAGUGAUGGAUCCCGAGGCCAUCAAGAUGCUGCAGCAUACGACAGCUCUGUCCUGUGAAUGUCCAGCGGGAACAAUAUAUAACAACAACACAGAGGAGUGUCGCCAGAUACAGUGCACGGGGGACCGCAUCCUCAGAGAUGACACCUGCUUCUCAGUCAUCAGGUCGGCGAAAGGAAUGGUGUACUACACAGAGGUACUCCUCAGACCCACGGCAAGCCUCGUGGUGAACGACAACAUCGAGACGUGGUUGACCACCACUGCAGGCCAACUCAAGGACCACCUUAAACCAGUGCUGGGCAUUGAUUCAUUCGGAUUUGGACUUUUUCGAUUCAAGGCUCAUGUCAAUAGAGAGUCGGAAACUUCUCCCAGCAGAGUUGAGUACAUUUCUGUCCACACAACAUUCCUGAUCAACUGGGAGAGCGAGAUUGACGAGAUGGAAUCCAAACUUCUGAAACUGCGUGAAUCGGUUUGGUCAGUGAAACUUGGCGUCUCUAAUGUCACAUUCAUGGCGGAGCCGGUUUGGACAGAUCCUGAUGACAACACCACCUACCCAAGGCUCACUACCGAUACCUUAGACGAGAAAACAUAUAUCUACACCCUUGACGUCGGUAGGAUCAUCGACUUCACAAAGAACAACAAGCCUCUUUACGUCGCAGCCACUCUACAGUGUCCCAGAGUGAAGGUCUUCCAAGAUGUCGAUUACACAUAUGAUGAGGUCACUAACACAAUGCAACGUGUUGGCUCCAAUGAAACCAUUGAUAUCAGUCAAUUUGAACCUUCCACUAAUCACACUGGUUAUGUCUGUUACACGGCGAUAUUUGACAAUGGAACAACCUGCGGAGGAUCUGUAACCCUUUCGUCAACCAGUGUGUCCUCGGGAACUCUCUUCUACGUUUCGAUGGUAUGUCUGACUCUCACCCUCAUCUGCCUCCUCCUGCUGACAUUCGUCGUUUACUGCAUCUACAAACCAUUGAGGACUCUUCCUGGUAAGAACAGAAUGGGACUCGUCUUCACACUGCUAGUAGCUCUAUUGCUGUACACACUGGGCAGUGCAAGAAUUGAACAACCGAAGAUGUGCAUGGUGACUGGAAUAGUAACGCAUUUCUUCCUUCUGAGUUCCUUCACGUGGAUGUCCAUCUGUACAGUCCACAUGUACGUCGUCUUCAAGAACCUCCUCCUAUCACGACAUGCCAGUUACAGCAACAGAAAAAGAUACGUCCUAUACGUCUUCGUCAGCAUUAUCAUCCCUGGUGCAAUCGUUGCUGGAACCGUGGCGGUCAACCAUAGGCUGAGUAAUGGUCAGGACAUGGGGUAUGGGUCAAGCAUUUGCUAUGUGUCCAACUUUUACUCUGUACUUUUCGCAGUCGGGGUCCCUGUUGCUAUCAUCAUGGCUAUCAAUGGGGUCUUUUUCGUGGCAACGGCUCUUACCAUGAGGAAACUGGCCAAGGAACAGCUUGAGCUGAAGAGCAAGAAGUCUAGCAUCAGUCUGUAUGCACAGCUUUCCAUUCUGACAGGAAUCACCUGGUUCUUUGCUCUUGUGUCUGUUCUGGUGGACUCAGAGAUCUAUAAGUACAUUUUCGUAAUAUUAUGCGUUGUUAAGGGCUUAUAUAUUUUCGUCUCGUUCGUGUGUACAAAGAGGGUCUUCGACUUAAUGAGGGGAUGCUGCACGGGCAGAUCACUACUUGAGUCAAGUUCCAUGGUGACUGAUGACAUUAAAAUGACAUUCAAUGGAAAAGGACAUGGCAUUGAGGAACUUGACGACGACAAAGCGACAGACUACGCAUCCAUUAAAGAAAUGAGAGAUCACGAAGAGUCUGAGGUCGCCAGUCAGGACGGCGUCGACAACGACAUGUACAAUACAAUCGGGGCUUACAAAGAUGACGACGAUGCUUCGAGACGUAUUUCCGAUUGUGAUACAUUGAAAGUCAAUUCCUCUUGUCGUGGUGCCGCCGAUACUGAACACGUCGUUGACAUGCACACACCCGCUGGUGACGAUGACCAUUACGGACUUUUGAUGAAUUCAACAACUAAGGAGAUUCGUAAUCCUUGUAAUGUUAUGUUUAACCCUGUGUUUCAGUAA
This is a messenger RNA of Haliotis rubra (blacklip abalone), 2949 nucleotides long. RefSeq lists its product as uncharacterized. Lineage: Eukaryota; Metazoa; Mollusca; Gastropoda; Lepetellida; Haliotidae. Gene Ontology annotation, molecular function: G protein-coupled receptor activity. Gene Ontology annotation, biological process: cell surface receptor signaling pathway; G protein-coupled receptor signaling pathway. The record is from RefSeq and is a predicted model, not a curated record. The coding region runs from base 1 to 2949 and encodes 982 amino acids. Gene Ontology annotation, cellular component: membrane. The transcript is spliced from 2 exons.